Sphaeroforma arctica JP610 is the source of this 1492-nucleotide messenger RNA. RefSeq lists its product as hypothetical. The record is from RefSeq and is a predicted model, not a curated record. Lineage: Eukaryota; Ichthyosporea; Ichthyophonida. The transcript has a single exon. Bases 130 to 936 code for a protein of 268 amino acids.
UAUAUAUAUAUAUAUGUAUAUAUACUUGCGUAUGUUCCUGUGCAUUCAUUGUAUGAGAGGUCAAUAUCGCGAAUAAAUCAGGCCCGCUUGCUUUACUAACUAUACAGUUGGAGAAUAUAAAGUACGAGCAUGUCAUCCAAUUUGGGAGCCGCGAUGCACUUCUUCCCCAACACACGCGUGCACGACGCGUACAGCUGGUGCUAUAACACGACAUGCAAUACUUUCGGAAGCCUCAGAAGCGGCAUAUACGACCGAAUUAUCACAUCUUUCACAACAAUCUGGUACAAAAGUGUACUUGAGUGUGUAGACGACGAUUCACAUCUCCUUGAUGUGGGCGUGGGGACGGGUGCUGCACUGGUUGCUAACGCCGACAUUAUAAAACGGAAGAGAUUACACAUUGUGGGCGUGGAUUACGAUGCUGCUUACAUAGAGAGGUGCCAGCAGCUGAUAGAUAUGCACGACUUAAAAAACCACAUAGAGGCGGUGUGCUGUAGCUUUUACGACUACCCUGAAGCAUCGUGCACGAAAGUCGCUGACGAUGGGGUUGAACCACAGACGAACACGAAUACUCUAGGGAACAGUGUCGAUAGUGUUACAUUCGAUAAUAUCUACUUCUCUGGAUCGUUCAUGAUCUUUCCGGAUAAAGAAGCUGCCUUACGCAAAGCCGCCUCAUUACUAUCAUCUCGCACGAUGGGACGUAUGUACUUCACGCAGACAUUCGAGCUCUCACGUAAUUGGCUGCUGGAGUGCAUUAAGCCCAAGUUGAGCUACUGGACCACCAUUGACUUUGGAGAAGUCACAUAUGUGAAUGUGUUUGAAGACGUGUUAAACGGGGGGGAUGUGGAGACGGUUAAAGUGGUACAGAUUGACGAUGGCAAGGCCGUGGUGGGCGUGCGCGAGUCUAGGCUUGUCGUGGCUAAGUGCAGAGACAUGUGAUGGAAGCUAGGAUAUGAAAUGCGCACAUCGGUGGACAAGUACGUGUUGGGUCACGUACGAGUAUCGGUUCGAGGUUGUGCUACGGCUGGGGGAUGUAGAGACGAUUAAAGUAACAUAUAUUGGCGAUGAGAAAGUCGUGGUGGACGUGUGAGAGUCCAGGCUUUUCGUGGCUAUGUCCAGGGGUGUGUACUGAUGGAAGCUGGUAUAUGCAAUGCGUUCAUAAGCUUACUAGUACGUGUUGGGUUACGAUGUGUUUUACUUCUACAUAGUUAGGAAACUGAGCCAAGCCACGCAUACACAAGCGAACAAACACGUGUCGGGACAUGAUAUCCUGUGCCUUUGCAGAGAGAGAGUCCAGACCGAUAUGGCAAGGACAGCACAUAUUGUGUGUUAUACAGUCAGCGUCAGUAGCUACGCUCAGUACCUUCGAUACGCCUUACUGUGGAUAGGUUUGAGGUGAGACAUGCGAAGAUUCUGACGACAUACAAGUAGUAGGGUUCUAAUUCACCAGACUAUACGAGUAUUAAAUCACACGAGAGGUAUUAAAUCACACGAG